This is a messenger RNA of Funneliformis caledonium, 2466 nucleotides long. The record is from the annotation of a GenBank genome assembly. NCBI's taxonomy places the organism in Eukaryota, Fungi, Glomeromycota, Glomeromycetes, Glomerales, Glomeraceae.
AUGCCUUAUUCAACUCUCUUCCGUUCGGAGGAGAUGUCCCUCAUCCAACUUUACAUACCGUCAGAAACAGCCCAGCCAACUGUGGCGGAAUUGGGAGAGCUGGGAUUGAUUCAAUUCAGAGAUUUAAAUCCCGAUGUAAAUGCAUUUCAACGCGCAUUUGUUAAUGAAAUUAGACGAUUUGAUGAAAUGGAAAGACACCUUCGUUUCUUUAAUGCUCAGGUUGAAAAGUCCGAUAUUCCAAUUCGUCCUUUAACCGGCGAUGUAUCUAGUGCACGUGUGAGAAAUGCUCAAGAGGUCGAUGAUCUCGAGGAAAAAAUAAGUGAACACGAACGUCAAUUAACGGAGGCUAGACAUGUGCUCAAAGAGACUGCUGUCUUCUUCGAAGAGGCAGUAUCUCGUCAAGAUAAUAUUCGUCAAUCUUUUGAUGAACCUAGCGUCCCUUUACUUGAUCAAGACGUUGAACAAGGCGCUGCUCCUACUACCAAUCAAGAAAAUGUAGGAUUUCAACAGAACCUCGGAUUCGUUACCGGUGUAAUCUCCAGAGCAAAAAUGCAAACCUUCGAGCGAAUCCUUUGGCGAGCUUUACGUGGUAACUUAUAUCUGAAUUACGCAGAGAUCGAUGAACCGAUUACUGAUCCCGAAACCGAUGAAACACUUGAGAAGAAUGUGUUUAUUAUAUUUGCUCACGGAAAAGAAAUUUUGAAUAAAAUAAGGAAAAUUUCAGAGUCAUUAGGUGCAACACUUUAUCCUGUAGACGAUAGUUCAGAUAAAAGGCGAGAAAGUUUAUUAGAGGUUACUGCACGAAUCGAAGAUUUAAAUUCUGUGCUACAAAAUACUAAUAAUACUAGGAGAGCUGAAUUGGUAAAGGUGGCUGAUGAUCUUACAGCUUGGAGUACUAUUAUUAAAAAGGAGAAAGCUAUUUAUCAUACAAUGAAUCUUUUCAACUAUGAUGUAAAUCGUAAAUGCUUGAUUGCUGAGGGUUGGUGUCCUAAAAAUGAUAUUAAUCAAGUCCAUCAAGCACUUAGGAAUGCAACUGAUGCUUCAGGUUCCACAGUGCCAUCCAUCCUGAAUGAAUUACGUACUACAAAAGAACCACCCACUUUCCAUCGUGUCAAUAAGUUUACGGUUGGCUUCCAAGAAAUUGUUGAUGCGUACGGUGUGGCUAGAUAUCGUGAAGUUAAUCCUGGAUUAUUUACCAUUAUUACUUUCCCGUUCCUCUUUGCUGUGAUGUUUGGUGAUUUUGGUCAUGGUAUCUUAGUUACGUUAGCGGCUUUAUAUUUUGUAAUCUUCGAGAAAAAGCUUGCUAAUUCUGGAAAGGGAGAAAUCUUUGAAAUGUUUUUUGGUGGUCGAUACAUUAUUCUUUUGAUGGGUUUAUUUUCAAUUUACACUGGGUUGAUCUAUAACGAUGUCUUUUCUCGAACUAUGCACUUGACAAAAUCUGGUUGGGAGUUUACAUUAGACCCCGAUAGUGGAAAAGAAAUUGGCAAGCAAACUGGUGUUUACCCAAUUGGUGUCGAUCCGGCAUGGCAUGGUACCGAAAACUUUUUACUGUUCACCAAUUCUUAUAAAAUGAAAAUGUCAAUAAUUCUUGGUGUUAUUCAGAUGAGUUUCGGUAUAUUCCUUUCAAUAUUUAAUUACAUUCAUUUCAAAAAAACUUUGAGUAUCUGGGCCGAAUUCAUUCCUCAGAUAUUAUUUAUGCAAUGUAUCUUUGGAUACCUGUGUUUUACGAUCAUUUAUAAGUGGUCCAUACCUUGGUACGAACCUGAUGCUAACGGAAAUCCAAGGAACAGUCCACCUGGAUUAUUAAAUAUGUUAAUUUAUAUGUUUUUACAACCUGGUUCCGUUGAAAAAGAUGUUGAGUUAUAUCCUGGACAGGGGACUGUACAGCUCGCAUUACUCUUAAUAGCUGCGGUCUGCAUACCUUGGAUGUUGUUUGUGAAGCCUUUCGUUUUGCGUCGUGAGUAUAAGAAAAUACGGGCACAGGGAUAUCAUAAUCCGCAAGCUGACGUUACACGUAUAUCUACAGAUGAGAAUAAUGAGCACGGCGGAGCAAUAGUAGCAGAGGAAAUGCAUGAGGAAGAAGAGUUUGAUUUCGGAGAGGUUAUGAUUCAUCAGGUUAUUCAUACGAUCGAAUUCUGUUUGGGUUGUAUUUCUAAUACAGCAAGUUAUUUACGAUUAUGGGCUCUGAGUUUAGCACAUGCUCAAUUGUCUGCUGUCUUAUACGAUAUGACUCUGAAGAAUACUAUAAAUUUUAAAGGAGUAGUUGGGUUUAUCUUACUCGUGAUAACAGCAGUCUUAUGGUUUGUUUUGACUGUUGGUAUCUUAUUGCUUAUGGAAGGAUUAUCCGCUUUCUUACACGCAUUACGUUUGCAUUGGGUUGAAUUCAAUAAUAAAUUUUAUGAAGGUUCAGGCAGAAAAUUUAUGCCUUUUUCAUUUAAACUUAUUUUAAAAGGUCAAGACGAUUAA